Molecule: messenger RNA, 2758 nt
Organism: Suillus paluster
Lineage: Eukaryota; Fungi; Basidiomycota; Agaricomycetes; Boletales; Suillaceae
Product: glycoside hydrolase family 89 protein
Exons: 4
Coding region: 213-2483 (756 amino acids)
Source: RefSeq, a predicted model, not a curated record
CAGCUCGGAUCAACCUCGGAGUCUACUAUCGAUAUCGAUUCUAUCAUGAACUCGGAGCUUACUCUUAUGUAAUACUUAUCACCUCAAGAACAUACAGCCACUAUCAAGCCACUAUCAACACAAUAUUCCUGCCUUGGAGUCAUGCGUAGUCGACCUGACGUAAAUAUGUGCAACUCACUCAACUAAGAUCUGUGGUUUAGUUGGGUCGUAGUAUGAGCCUUCUCGCAAGCCUCAAGUCCACCUUCUUCUUAGCUGCAAUAGCUUGCAUUGUUUCUACAUCUGCUCAUCCCGAUGAUAUUAGUGGCCUCUAUGCAUUGGUGAACAGGCGCAUGCCUGGUCACUCCAAUGCAUUCACAUUUAAUCUGUCGACAACUGCCAGCUUAGACCUGGACACUUUCACAAUUCGUGAUGCUUCGGACGGUGAAGGAGAUACACAGAUUUACAUCGAGUGCACAACGAUAAGUGCUUGUGCGAGGGGACUAUAUACAUAUGUCACAGAAUUUGGUGGUGUGGAUAUCUGGUGGACAGGGUCGCGACUUCACCAGCUCCCUCACAAGCUUCCCACCAUCAAGGACCCUGUAACCAGAAGCGCUAUCGUGCCUUACCGUUACUUCUUCAACACGGUCACGUUUGAUUACACGGCUGCAUUCUACACAUUCGACGAUUGGUCUUUGCUUCUUGACUGGCUCGCGUUGCGCGGUGUCAACCUCCCUCUAGCUUGGGUCGGUUACGAGUAUAUCCUCGUAGAAGUCUUCCGAGAGGCUGGGCUCACUGAUGCAGAAAUCGCAGACUUUCUGUCUGGUCCUGCCUUCCAGGCGUGGAACAGGUUUGGGAAUAUACAAGGCAGCUGGUGCGGCGAUCUUCCGACCCAAUGGAUCAAUGACCAAUUCGCACUGCAAAAGCAAAUCAUUUCCCGCAUGGUCGAGCUGGGUAUGACCCCUGUCCUCCCAUCAUUCACCGGAUUCGUUCCCCGUGCUUUGCAUAGUUUGUAUCCAAAUGCAUCUAUCGUCAAUGGCAGUCAAUGGAUCGGCUUCCCCUCUACAUACACCAAUGAUUCGUUCCUCGAACCUUUCGAUCCCCUUUUUGCGAUUUUGCAAAAGUCCUUGAUUGACAAACAGAUCAUUGCAUAUGGGAGCGUCUCUCAUAUCUACACGCUGGACCAAUACAACGAGAAUGAUCCUUAUAGUGGUGAUCCCGCAUAUCUUCAGAACGUCUCCUCAGCCACGUUUGCAAGUCUGCGAGCAGCAGACCCAGAGGCUAUCUGGCUCAUGCAAGGCUGGUUGUUCUUCAGCGACGAAACGUUCUGGACCACCGAGCGCGUGCAAGCGUAUCUCGGUGGUAUUCCGGGGAACGAUAGUAUGAUCAUCCUCGAUUUAUAUAGCGAGGCGCAACCUCAGUGGGAGCGACUGAGCUCGUACUAUGGAAAGCAAUGGGUCUGGUGCGAACUACACGACUUUGGCGGCAACAUGGGCUUUGAAGGGAAUUUUGUCAAUGUUACCGCGGAGCCACUGCGUGCUCUGACAUCACCUGGUUCCUCGAUGGUUGGCAUGGGCUUGACGCCUGAGGGCAUGGAAGGGAACGAGAUCAUUUAUGAUGUCCUGCUUGAUCAGGCUUGGUCUCCUACCGCCAUUAACAGGACAUCGUAUGUGUCGUCUUGGGUAUCAAGGCGAUACCACGUCUCUGGCCUCCCUUCGUCUGCUGUAAAUGCAUGGGAGAUCCUGGGGGCCACAGUUUACAGCAACCAAGAUCCAUCUUCGCAAGCCACUGUGAAGAGUAUCCUAGAGCUAGCACCUGCACUCAGCGGGCUUGUUAAUCAGACGGGGUUCCCGACUGUAGUGUUCUAUGACACAAACACGACCGUUGUUCCUGCCUUGCAGAUGCUGAUACAAGCAGGCUAUGAGUCCAAUUCGUUGUUGAACAUUCCCGAGUUCAAAUACGAUCUUGUGGAUGUCACACGCCAGCUUCUCGCGAACCGCUUUAUCACCUUCUACGAAACACUUGUCGCCACGUACACAUCGAAUGCAUCCAGCAGUGCAACUGUCGCUGCAGCCAGUAAACCUCUCUUGCAGCUACUGCACGACCUGGACGAGCUUCUACUCACGGACGACUACUCUCUUCUCGCGAACUGGAUUAGUGCAGCUAGGAGCUUGGCAUAUGGAAACGCGUCGUAUGCUGCAUUCCUUGAGUACAAUGCACGGAAUCAGAUCACACUGUGGGGUCCCACAGGUGAGAUCAACGAUUACGCAUCCAAGCAGUGGGGUGGCCUCGUUGGCGGAUAUUACGUGCCACGGUGGGAGACGUUUAUAGAUUACCUGGUCGGAACGAAGGAAAAUGGCACUGCGUACAAUGCAACGGCUGUCGCGAAUACCAUGAUUGUGAUUGGGGAGCAAUGGGAUGCCCAGACGUGGGGCCAGACAGAGAGCUGGGGGACAGUGGGCAACUCGUGGAGUGUGGUGCAAGCUUUGGCAACGAAAUAUACGUAGAAGGCUGAGGUGUAUGCUGCGAACGAAACUUGUGUUAUGGCGUGGGCCAGGUGUGGGAGGAUGGGACAGUUAACAGGAUGCCAAUGCCAAGGACGAAGUUUGAAACAAGGCAGCUGAUCACUUGAGGGUUCUGUUGAACUCAAACGGUCAGCUCUCUGUAGUAUGUACUAGUACAGACGAUUCGACUGAGAACACUCUUCUUAUUACUGCGUAGUCGACCUCGAACUAUGAUUGCGCACUAAGUAAACAGUCGACUUGAAAAUCGAGAAUGUACC